Molecule: messenger RNA, 4560 nt
Organism: Fusarium pseudograminearum CS3096
Lineage: Eukaryota; Fungi; Ascomycota; Sordariomycetes; Hypocreales; Nectriaceae
Exons: 3
Coding region: 1-4560 (1519 amino acids)
Biological process (GO): lipid metabolic process
Cellular component (GO): endoplasmic reticulum
Molecular function (GO): phosphatidylcholine lysophospholipase A1 activity
Source: RefSeq, a predicted model, not a curated record
AUGGCAUCUGAUCCGUCAAACGCCGCUCAAAUGGCCGGCGACGUCGCUGAGACUGUCGCCCAUGCCCUCAGCUUCAGCAGCUCCCCUCCCUCCGCGAUGAGCACAAUGCCUGCCGUCAUCGUCCAUGAGCCUUACACAUGGUUUGGCCUCUUUGGGUGGCUGAUUCUAUCUAUAUUGCACAUUACAUCGACUAUCCUUUAUUGGGUGAUCCGGAUUGCGACUAUCAAUGUCCCUUCCUUCUUAUUCCACUUGUUCUCCACAAGUUGGACCGUUACCAUGAAUGCCACCACGCUCAUGUUCAUCAUGGCAGCUGUCGUGUCGGCCGUCAGUUGGGUUGUGAGAUAUCGCAUCCUCAACAUGUACUCUCGUCUGCCUCCAGAGCCCCAACGCAAAGAGCCGGAGAUCGACCUUUUCCCGGAUACUCACGAGGGUGGUUCCAAGUCGGGAUUGGCAAACUAUUUGGACGAGUUCUUGAGUGCCAUCAAAAUCUUUGGCUACCUGGAGCGACCUGUCUUUCACGAGUUGACUCGAAGCAUGCAAACGCGAAAGCUCAUUGCAGGGGAGACCAUCAACCUCGAAGAAGAAAAGGGCUUCUGUAUUGUCGUCGAUGGAUUGGUUGAGAUUUUUGUCAAAUCAAACCGAAGCCCACGCGCUGCCGCCGCCUCUCGAGGGCACCUUGAUCUGGACUCGUCCGACGAGGAUGAUGACGCUCCUGGUCAACAGACAUAUCAACUCUUGACAGAAGUUCGCAACGGAGCCCCCAUGUCGUCACUGUUUUCCAUCAUGUCUCUUUUUACAGAGGAUGUUAGGCUACAGCCAAACGAAGAGAACGAGGAUCCUUCUUUGCAUCCCGCCAAGAGCAGUGGUCUUCGCCAUCCAACUUUUGAGAAACCGAACCUGUCUAUGCCUGGCACGCCUCACAAUCAUCAUGAAUUUGAGGCAGAUGAGAAGGAGCCGGAAGGUCUGGGUGUUUCUGGUAUAGAAACUGAACACACUGCCAUUCCACCUAUCUCACUGGAUGGCUCCACUCCCCCUCCUCGGCCCACUAGGCCGCCUAUGCCAUCAAGAGCAACAUCCGGCUCGGCGCAUCCAGACAUUAUUGCUCGCGCCACGGUUGAUACCACGAUUGCCAUUAUUCCUGCGAGUGCUUUCAGGAGGCUUAUCAAGAUCUAUCCAAAGGCUACCGCACACAUCGUCCACGUCAUUCUCUCCAGAUUCCAGAGAGUCACUCUCGCACAGGCCUUCAACUAUCUGGGCUUGACCAGUGAGGUACUGCAGACGGAGAAGAGCAUGAUUAAGUACACCAUGUGUCAGCUCCCCAACAUCUUACGAGGUGAUGCACUGGAGCGUCUCAAGGAGAAGUUCAAGCGGGAACGUGAACGCAGUGAGGAGGAAGAUGACACCAAGGGCAUUGCACUACACAACUCGGCAUCUACUCACCGGCGACGGUCUAGCACCGGACUGCGGAAGGAGGCCAUGUUACAGUCAAUGACAAAACUGAGAGGGACUUCAGUUGUUACAAGCACCAUCGCGCCACCUCGUGAGCGAGCUUCGCCUCAUACCCCGAGUCCUGGAGACUUACUGUCUAAUACACAGUUGGCUGGUCGUGGGAGUUCGCGUGUUUCUCCAGCAGAUCAACGAGCUGUCUCGGGAGCUUCGAUGAGACGGCAGGGUGCCAAUCCAAAGGAUGAUCGGUUCUUUAACGAUCCCUUUGACUCGAGGAGACUAGGUCGCAUGACUUUGGAUCCACGAGAAACUGUCGACGAAGAUAAUCUCUUCCGUGCUUCUAUCCUAGAGUGCAUGUUCAAGUCACUUGGACUAGAUACCAAUGGAAGCGUGUCCCGCGAGCCAGAAUCCAUGGAGGGCUCCCCUAAGUUGGUUUCAGUCGAUCAUCGGCGGUCAAGGUUUGGAAACCAGAGCAAUGCUUUUGGUUUCAUGCCUCCCUACGAUGGCUCUGUUGAUGGCGACACGGAAUCUGUGACAUCAAACGGGACUGCCCUGCACGCCCCUGUUAGUGCCCAUAACCUUGCCAACGACAUGAAAGACGAGGUUGAGAUUGUGUUUUUUCCCAAGGGCUCGGUCCUUGUAGAACAGGGAGAGCGAAACCCCGGUCUAUACUAUGUCGUUGAUGGGUUCCUGGACAUUGGCACGAGUAGCGAGGGUGAUGCUCACAACAUUCUCAAGUCCAGCGGGUUUGGCAAAUCGCAGCAAGACCCAUCAUCGCCCGACCCGUCUGACAUGGGAUCAUUUCCCACUUUGGCAAAGACUGAAGCUGCACGAGAUCAAGCCGAGGUCGAGACACAACAGUCAACAUCCAAGAAGCCCCGCCGCAGCAUAGCUUUGGUCAAACCCGGCGGACUUGCUGGCUACAUUGGCAGCGUCUCUUCAUACCGAUCCUUUAUCGACGUUGUGGCCAAGACCGAUGUGUAUGUGGGCUUUUUGCCCCGAGCUUCACUUGAGCGCAUCGUGGAUCGUUAUCCAAUUGUUCUUCUCACGAUGGCCAAGCGAUUGACCAAUAUCCUGCCACGCCUGAUCCUGCACAUUGACUUUGCUCUGGAAUGGGUCCAAGUCAAUGCUGGACAGGUCCUCUUCCAUGAAGCCGAUGAAAGCGAAGCCAUCUACAUCGUUCUCAAUGGGCGCUUGCGUAUGGUCCAAGAACGCAAGGGCGGCAGUGGUGGUGUCACUGCUCUGGCUGAAUAUGGUCAAGGUGACAGUGUCGGUGAACUUGAGGUGCUCACGGAGACCGUCCGCCCAGGCACUCUACACGCUAUUCGAGACACUGAGCUGGUGAAAUUCCCUCGCACACUGUUCAACAGCUUGGCACAGGAACAUCCCAACAUCACGAUCAAGAUCUCAAAGAUCAUCGCAUCCAGAAUGAGGGCAAUUGUUGAUGAUACAUCCAAAUUCUCCUCCAAGGACGCCAGUACCAGCCCCAAGACAUUGAUGCGAAAGUCGAACAUGAAUCUUCGAACAGUGGCAAUCCUUCCUGUCACGGCUGGCGUGCCUGUUAUUGAGUUUGGAAACCGUCUGAUGAACGCCCUCGCUCAAGUUGGCCCAGCCAAUGGUGCCACUUCCCUCAACCAGGCUGCUAUUCUCAACCAUCUCGGCAAGCAUGCCUUUAACAAGAUGGGAAAGCUGAGGCUUUCUCAAUAUCUUGCUGACUUGGAAGAAAAAUACGGCCUGGUUGUUUAUGUUGCAGAUACCAACGUCAACUCCCCAUGGACGCAGACUUGUAUCACGCAAGCAGAUAGCAUUCUCUUGGUGGGCCUUGCCGAAGGAUCACCGGCAAUUGGUGAGUACGAGCGCUUCAUGCUUGGCAUGAAGUCUACAGCUAGAAAGGUGCUGGUCCUGUUGCAUGCCGAACGUUACUCUCGGCCUGGCCUCACACGUGCUUGGCUCCAGAAUCGCAUGUGGAUCAAUGGAGGUCAUUGUCACAUCCAAAUGGCCUUUAGGACAAACCAGAUACCAGUACAUGCCCCAAAGAAACUCGGUCAAGCACUCAAGGAGCGUGUGCAGGUGUUGCAGGCCGAGAUACAGAAAUACACCUCACGCAAGGUGCAUCAUACUCCGUACUAUUCGCCCGAUUCGCCUUUCAAGGGAGAUUUCCACCGCCUGGCACGACGGCUGUGUGGCAAAUCAAUUGGACUUGUACUUGGCGGAGGUGGUGCACGAGGUAUCACCCAAAUCGGUAUCAUCCGGGCCAUGGAAGAGGCCGGAAUCCCUAUUGAUCUGGUUGGGGGAACCUCAAUUGGUGCCUUUGUGGGAGCCCUUUAUGCUCGUCAUGCGGAUGUCGUGCCCAUGUUCGGAUUCGCCAAAAAGUUUGCUGGACGAAUGGCCAGUCUUUGGCGUUUUGCUCUGGAUUUGACUUAUCCUUCCGCCUCGUACACUACAGGACACGAGUUCAACCGUGGCAUUUUCAAAGCUCUUGGUGACACGCAAAUGGAAGACUUCUGGCUUGAGUACUACUGCAACACAACUAACAUCAGUAAGAGUCGGGCGGAGUUUCACACCAGUGGUUAUGCCUGGAGGUAUAUCCGAGCCUCCAUGUCCCUUGCCGGUUUGCUUCCACCUCUGUGCGACGAGGGCAGUAUGCUACUUGAUGGUGGCUACAUUGACAAUUUGACCGUGUCGCACAUGAAGGGUCUUGGAGUUGACAUAAUCUUUGCUAUCGACGUAGGUGCCUUGGAUGAUGAUACACCGCAAACAUAUGGUGACUCGCUGUCUGGAGCGUGGGCGUUUGUCAAUCGAUGGAAUCCGUUCUCGUCUCACCCGAACCCUCCAACCCUUGCGGAGAUUCAGGGACGACUAGCAUAUGUGUCGAGCGUUGAUGCUCUGGAACGUGCCAAGACUAUGGCGGGAUGCAUUUAUAUGCGACCGCCGAUUGAUGACUAUGGAACGCUCGACUUCCACAAGUUUGAUGAACUGUACCAGCUGGGAUACAAGUAUGGACAAGAGUUUUUCAACAAGAUGAAAGAGCAAGGAGUCUUGCCCUUGGUAGAAGAGACGGAGGCCAAGAAGGCGCUGAGACGCACGAUGGCACCGCGACGAGCGAGUAUCUGA